AUGGCAAAGAGCAAAGGCCAGCGGCCCGUGAUGGAUUAUGAAUCUCUGAUGUCCUUGUCGAACACAUCAAGGCUUGAAGCUAUCAGCGCAAUGGACCGGUUGUCACGACGGCUUAGUAGCUCGUCCAGCUUAGCCAAGGAGAGACGCAGUCACACGGGCUCGGUGUCUAGCGGCAGCAGAAGUUCCAGCACGAAGGGGCAAGGCCGGAAGCGAUCGUCCAGAGAUGCUCAAUUGGACCGCCGGGUGGCCAUUCGAGGCGCAGUCGCAGAUGACAGGAACGAAGGGCCAAAGAAGAAGCCAUCCGCUACUUUGAGGAAGCCGACACCACCACACGGCAAAGAUGAAAGUCGGAGCAAGGUAUCUAGAGGCGACUCCAAGGGCAGCAGAAACGAGAGGCUCAAGCGUCCAGAGUCUCCCGAGAGCCGGACAGUGUCACAGUCACAGUCUCGGAAUCGCAUUUCAUACAUAUCCAUGUCCUCAAACAGCACCAAGCUCGGCGAGAUACGAUAUCGGCAGUCAUGGGACUUGUUAGACCAAGGCCUUAAUGACGAGAGGUACUACAACGCCCAGACCGUCUACCCGCUACAACCCUACCAGCGGCAGACAAAGGAGAAGCGCGGUCUUCUUGGGCGGAUAUUCCGCAGCUGA
Neoarthrinium moseri is the source of this 648-nucleotide messenger RNA. RefSeq lists its product as uncharacterized. The record is from RefSeq and is a predicted model, not a curated record. The transcript has a single exon. Bases 1 to 648 code for a protein of 215 amino acids. Lineage: Eukaryota; Fungi; Ascomycota; Sordariomycetes; Amphisphaeriales; Apiosporaceae.